Symphalangus syndactylus (siamang) is the source of this 19185-nucleotide messenger RNA. It is a transcript of the gene ZNF460, whose product is annotated as zinc finger protein 460. Gene Ontology annotation, biological process: regulation of transcription by RNA polymerase II. Lineage: Eukaryota; Metazoa; Chordata; Mammalia; Primates; Hylobatidae. The record is from RefSeq and is a predicted model, not a curated record. Gene Ontology annotation, molecular function: DNA-binding transcription factor activity, RNA polymerase II-specific; RNA polymerase II cis-regulatory region sequence-specific DNA binding.
UGGCGAACGCGAAGCCUAUUACAUCACCCGGAAGUCCCUGCAUCCUACGAAGGCUGGGCCCGGCCAAAGGAGGCCCAAUAGAGGGCGGUCUGUCCUUUCCCAGCAGGCUGGGCACACUGUCAGGCGUCCUCCUUUGGGUGGCAAUUUUAACUGCUCAUUUAUCCUUUUCUUCUAUGAAAAGAUCCAGAAAAGAGGCAAAGCAAGCGAGAAGUCGCGGGCCCAGCCCACAGCAGGGUAAGCACCUUUGUUCGGGGUCUGAAUCGGGGCGAAUAUCCCCGCCUCCUGACCUCGAUUUUCCUGAGCUAGAAGGGACCUUUCGACCCUCCGACUUGUGCCUGUACUGAAGCGGCAGCCCUAAGACGACGCGGGGGUUCUGGUGCGCACUUACGUGCAGUUGGAUGCGCUGGGUGAGUUCCCACACCCGGUAGAUGUAAGGGAAAAACUGCACUACCCAGAAGGCACUACCCCUUGCGUCGGCCGCGGACUCUGGGCCAUUGACGGCCCAGGACAGGAGCGUUUUCUGCGGGCCAGGGCGGCGGAGGCGGGACUUCCGCUUCUUCAUGUGACGUCAUCUCCGUGGGCCGGUUUGGCCCUGAAACAGUGUGGGGCCUAGAGCGCUGGGUGGGCGCGUUCUGCGGCCUGAGCAGGGACGGGUAGUGAAGCGGUUACGCCCCUUCUCCGCGUCUUGGCGGGAGCCUGACGCCCCGCUUCUCCCCUAACGAGGUGUCCCACCGGCGCCCGCCGAGGCCUAGGCCUCCGCAGCCGCCCUCCGUCUCCUCAGCCCCGACGCUGCGCCUUGGGCCUUGUGCGCAUUUUUUUUCGGGGGAAAACUGAGGCUCGGAGUGCGAAAGUCAGCCGAGGUCGCCCCGCCCAGGACAGAGAAGGGCUGUGGUCGGCUGAUCCGCGGCAUUCCCGGGAUGGCGGCGGCGUGGAUGGCUCCGGCGCAGGAGUCUGUGACCUUCGAGGAUGUGGCUGUGACAUUUACCCAGGAGGAGUGGGGGCAGUUGGACGUGACCCAGAGAGCCUUGUACGUGGAGGUGAUGCUGGAGACCUGUGGGCUUCUGGUCGCACUGGGUGACAGCACAAAACCUGAGACCGUAGAGCCUAUCCCUUCUCACCUGGCCUUGCCUGAGGAAGUCUCACUCCAGGAACAGCUGGCACAGGGAGUCCCAGGAUACUCCUAUUGGGGGCAGGCCAUGGAUCAAGAUGGGCCAUCUGAAAUGCAGGAAUACUUUUUGAGACCAGACGCAGACCCACAGAGUGAGAAACUCCAUGGGGAAAUGAGCCUUGACCAUGAAGGUUUGGCAACAGCUGAUGGUAUAUGUUCAAUGAUGAUACAGAACCAAGUCUCACCAGAAGAUGCUCUCUAUGGAUUUGACUCAUAUGGACCAGUUACAGAUUCCUUGAUUCAUGAAGGGGAAAAUUCCUAUAAAUUCGAGGAAAUGUUUAAUGAGAAUUGCUUCCUUGUUCAGCAUGAGCAGAUUCACCCUCGUGUGAAGCCCUAUGAUUGCCCAGAAUGUGGGAAAGCCUUCGGCAAGAGCAAACACCUCCUUCAGCAUCACAUCAUCCAUACUGGGGAGAAGCCCUAUAAAUGCCUGGAGUGUGGGAAAGACUUCAACCGCAGGUCGCACCUCACACGGCACCAGCGGACUCAUAAUGGAGAUAAGCCCUUUGUGUGCAGUGAAUGUGGAAGGACCUUCAAUCGUGGGUCGCACCUUACACGGCACCAGCGGGUUCACAGUGGAGAGAAGCCUUUUGUGUGCAAUGAAUGUGGAAAGGCCUUUACCUACCGCUCCAAUUUUGUCUUGCAUAACAAGAGCCACAAUGAGAAAAAACCCUUCGCAUGCAGCGAAUGUGGAAAAGGCUUUUAUGAGAGUACAGCCCUCAUUCAACACUUCAUUAUCCAUACUGGGGAGAGGCCCUUUAAGUGCCUUGAGUGUGGGAAGGCCUUCAACUGCAGGUCACACCUCAAGCAGCAUGAGCGGAUUCACACUGGUGAGAAGCCCUUUGUGUGCAGUCAGUGUGGAAAGGCCUUCACUCACUAUUCCACCUAUGUCCUGCAUGAAAGAGCCCACACUGGAGAAAAGCCUUUUGAGUGCAAAGAAUGUGGGAAAGCCUUUAGCAUUCGAAAAGACCUCAUUCGACACUUCAACAUCCACACUGGAGAGAAGCCCUAUGAGUGUUUACAGUGUGGAAAGGCUUUUACCCGCAUGUCAGGGCUCACAAGGCACCAGUGGAUUCAUACUGGAGAGAAGCCCUAUGUAUGCAUCCAAUGUGGGAAAGCCUUUUGUCGGACCACAAACCUCAUUCGACACUUUAGCAUCCACACUGGAGAGAAGCCCUAUGAAUGUGUGGAGUGCGGGAAGGCCUUCAACCGCAGGUCACCCCUCACAAGGCACCAGCGGAUUCACACUGCAGAGAAGUCCCGCGAACCCAUCCAGAGUGGGAACGUUUCUUGCGAGAGCACAGAUCUCAUUCAACACUCCAUCAUCCACACUGAGAGUAGCCCAGUGAGUGCAGUGAAUAUGGAAACGCCUUCAACAGCCGCUCAUUCCUCCUCACUCGACAUCAACGGAUUCAUAGUGGGAGAAACCCUACCAUUGUAACAGAUGUGGGAAGACUUUUUACAUACGCUUCAGUCAACAUCCAAGAAUUCCUAUUAGGGAAAUAGUUUUUUAAUAUAACCACUGAAGAAAAUCUGUGGUGAGAGGAAACAUCUUACCAUCUGGUCAUUCAUACUGAAGAGAAACUCCAUAAGCAUCAUCUCUGUGGGAAAACCUGUUUUAGAUCAUCAUUUGUCAUCUAAACAAUUAUGUUAGAAAUUGACACAGCCAAGAGUCUUAUUCUGCAUCUGAAAAUUCACCCCUGAGAGAGACCCAGUGGUUACUGUGCACUUAGGAAAACCUUCAGCCACAUCUUUCUUGUUAGUUUACGGUGAAAUGUUAUCUCAGGGACAUUCAAACAAAGGAGGAGGAGUCAUAGGGAAGAGAAAGAAAUGGAAGCACAGCUUCUUUCAGACUUCCCUGGCAAGCCCAUGGCAAUUUGUCAUCCCCUCCUUAUUUUAUUUGGGAGAGGGAAAUGUUUCAGAAACAAAAGGGCCUCAUCCCCUUUAUUUUCCCUGUGUAUACAUUCACUGCUGUCCAGUGCUGUAGACAAACGGUUUGUUUGAAAACAUUUUGUGAAAGCCUGCUUUGUUCCACAGCAUUGUCUCCACUCUUGAGGAGCAGAAGCAUAUAUCUUUAUGAGAAAGAUGGAGGCUUGAGUUAUGAAAUACUUUUACAUUUAAGGAGAUAAAGGAUGUACAUAUGAAUGGGCACAUUUUACUGCACACUUCAGACGCUUUGAUUUUUUUAAAAAAUUGUUUCUCCAUGUGUCUUUAACCACCCAGUACCAUACUUUUUUCUUGAUCUGGAUCUACUUGUUAAUUUCUUCUUCUUUAUUUUUCUGUGGGAUGGAGAUGAUAUUGUAGCUGUUUGUACAUAGUGUAAUCCAGGGAGUCCUAAUUCUUCCCUCUGAUUGUGGUUUCUCAGCUUCUUCUACUCCUCUUUAGAGAGAGUAAAUAGUUCAAAAUUCACCUCAACAAUUUUCUAGAGGUCAAUUUGGAACCAAAAAUGAAAUAAGACAUGUAGCUAAAGUAAGUUAAAAGAUUAUGAUAAACUCAGAAAAUAAACACAGAGAAGGAAUCUCAUUUUUCAGUCUUACAGAAUAUUGUGUGAAGGCUGACUAUAAAGUGACUGGAAUUUUAACAGGUGAACCUGCAUAUGUAUAUGCAGGUAGUUGUCACCAUGGAUUGAGUCCAGUCAUAAUAAUAUGUUUAAUCAGAAUAUUUUGGAAUUUUUGGUAUUCUUUUUGUUUCUUUUAUUGUUUUUAAUUGACACAUAAUGUUUAUGGGGUUUGGUGUGAUAUUUCAAUACAUGUGUGCUAAGAGUAAUGAUCAAAUCUGGGUAAUUAGCAUAUCCAUCUUAAUCAUUUAUCAUUUUUUUGUGUUUAGAAACAUUCACAGUCUGCUUUUCUAGCUAUUUGAAAAUAUAAAAUGUAUUGUUGCCAAUUGUACUCAUUCUACAGUGCCACAGAACACUACAAGUUAUUCAAAUGGAAUCUUACAUGCUGUAAUUUUGUAUUUGUUAACCAAUCUCUAUCUGCCUCUCUGCUGUCCUUCCCAGCCUCUGUUUACCACCAUUCUACUCAACCUUUUAUGCUUGCAUAUAAGUAGAAACAUGGAGUAUUUCUCUUUCUGUGCCUAGCUUACUUCACUUAAUGUCUUUCAAGCUCAUUCAUGUUGCUGUGAAUGACAGGUUUAUUUUUCAUGGCUAAGUAGUAUUCCAUUGUAUAUAUAUGCCAUGCUUUCUUUCUUCAUUCAUCUGAUAAUGGACACUUAGAUUGAUUUCUUAGCUAUUAUGAAUAGUGCUUCAAUAAACAUAGGAGUGUAGAUCUCUCUUUGACAUACAGAUAUAUUUGUUUUUGGAUAUAUGACCAGUAGUGGUAUAGAUCAUUACCAGUGAUCAUAUGGUAGUUGUAUUUUUAACUUUUGUUUAUUUUUCAUUUUUUAAAAUGGGGUCUUGCUGUGUUAUUCAGGCUGGUCUCAGACUCCUGGGCUCAAGCAGUCCUGCACCUCAGCCUCCUGAGUAGCUGGGACUACAGGCACACACCACCGUGCCUGGCUAUAGUUUUAGAUUUUUGAGGAACAUCCAUACUGUUUUCCAUAUGGCUAUACUAAUUAGCAUUCCUGCCAGCCAUAUAUAAGAGUUCCCCCUUUUCCAUGUUCUCAGCAGCAUUUUUUAUUUUUUAUCUUUGGUAAUAGCCAUCCUUACCAAUGAGGUAAAAUUAUAUCUCAUUGUAGUUUUAAUUUGCGUUUCCCUGAUUAGAGAUGUUGAGCAUUUUUUCAUAUACUUGGGCCAUUUGUAUGUCUCCUUUUGAGGGAUGUGUAUUCACCUUAUUUACCCAUUUUAAAAUCAGAUUUUUUAUUUUUAUUUUUUUUGCUAUUGAGUUCCUUUUGAAUUCUGGAUAUUAAUCCCUUUCAGAUGAAUAGUUUGCAAAUAUUUUAUCCUACUCUACUAGUUGUCUCUUCAUUCUGUUGUUUCUUUUGCUGUGCAGAAGUUUUUUAGUUUAAUAUAAUCCCUUUGUUGAUUUGUGCUUUUGUUACCUUGAUUUUUAGGUAUUCAUAAAAUCCUUGCCCAGACCAAUAUCCUGAAGCAUUUCCCCUAUGUUUUCUUCUGUAGUUUCAUAGUUUUUGCUCUUACAUUUAAGCUUUUAAACCAUUUUGAGUUGAUUAUCCUGAGAGCAUAGAUUCAAAUUGCCCUAAAAAUACAUUCCCAAUUUUUGUUUUUGCUUUUUAAUUAUUUUUUAGUCAUAGUCUCACCACAUUGCCCAGCUUGGUCCUGAACUCCUGGACUCAAGUGAGCCACAACUCGGCCUUCUGAGUAGCUAAGAUUACAGGUAUGAGCCAGCAUACUUGGUGUUUUGAGUUUAUUUUUGUGUAUGGUGAGAGAUGAGUCUACUUUCAUUCUUCUGCAUAUGAAUAUCCAGUGUCCCAGCACCAUUUAUUGAAGAGACUAUCCUUUUCCCAGUGAAUGUUCUUUGUGCCUUUGUUAGAAAUCAGUUGGCUGUAAAUGGGAUUUAUUCCUGGGCUCUCUGUUUUGUUCCAUUGGUUUGUGUGGUUUUUAAAAAAUACCUGUACCAUGCAGUUUUGGUUACCAUCAAUCACUUUGUAGUAUAUUUCAAGGUCAGGUAGUGUGAUAACUCCCAUUUUGUUCUUUUUGCUUAGGAUUGCUUUGGAUAUUCAGUAUCUUUUGUGAUAUCAUGAAUUUUAGGAUUACUAUUUCUAUUUCUGUGAAAAAUGUCAUUGGUAUUUUGUUAGAGUGCAUUGGAUCUGUAGAUCACUUGAGGUAGUAUGUUCAUUUUUUUCAUAAGCUAUCUCUUACAGGAAAGUAUGUUCAUUUUUAUAUUAACCAUUCUAAUCCAUGACCAUGGGAUGUUUUUCCAUUUUUAUGUGUGUCCUCUUUGAUUUACUUCAUCAGUGUUAUAUAGUUUUCCAUGUAUUCUUAUUUUAUUUUUGUUGAAGUAUUGUAAAUGGGAUGGCUUUCUUGAUUUCUUUUUCAGCUAAUUCAUUGUUGGUGUAUAGAAAUGCUGCUGAUUUUUGCAUGUUGAUUUUAUAUCCUGCAACUUCAGUGAAUUUAUCAGUCCUAAGAGUUUUUUGGUGCCACUUUUGGAGUUUAGGGUUUUCUAUAUAUUUGAUCCUGUCAUGUGCAUACAGGGAUAAUUUGACUUCAUCCUUUCUGAUUUGCAUGCCCUUUAUUUCUUUGUCUUGCCUGAUUACUCUGUCUCAGACUUUUUGUACUUUGUUAAAUAAAAGGUGUGAAAGUGGGCAUACUUGUUUUGUUUCAGAUUAUAGAGAGAAAGCUUUCAGCACUUUCCCAUCAUGCAUGAUGUUAGCUGUGGGUAUGUUAUUUAUUACCUUUAUUAUGUUGAGGUACGUUCUUUCUGUUAUUAUUAUAAUUUUUUUUUAACUUUUUUUUGAGAUGGAGUCUCACUCUGUCGCCCAGCUGGAGUGCAGUGGCGUGAUCUCAGCUCACUGCAAGCUCCGCCUUCUGGGUUCACGCCAUUCUCCUGCCUCAGCCUCCAGAGUAGCUGGGACUACAGGUGCCCGCCACCACGCCCGGCUAAUUUUUUGUAUUUUUAGUAGAGAUGGGUUUUCACCGUGUUAGCCAGGACGGUCUUGAUCUCCUGAACUUGUGAUCCGCCCGCCUCAGCCUCUCAAAGUGCUGGGAUUACAGGUGUGAGCCACCACGGCCAGCCCAUUCUUUCUAUUAUUAUGUGUAAUUUGUUAAGAGUUUUCAUCAUGAAGGGAUAUUGAAUGUUACCAGAGGCUUUUUCUCCACCUAUGAAGAUGAUCACAUUUUUUGUUCUUCAUUCUGUUGAUUUAUCAUGUUUAUUGUUUUGUGUAUAUUGAACCGUUCCUGCAUCCCUGGAAUGAAUGCCACUUGGUCAUGGUAAACAAUCUUUUUGAUGUACUUUUGGAUUUGGUUGGCUAGUAUUUUGUUGAGGAGUUUUGCAUUUAUGUUCAUCAGGAAUAUUGGCCCGUAGUUUACUUUUGCAUGUGUGUCCUUGUCUGGUGCUUGUGUCAUGGUAAUGCUGGCUUGUGGAAUGAGUUUAGAAUAAUUCCCUCCUCUUCAUUAUUCUGGGAAAGUUUGAGAAGAAUUCAUAUUUAAUUCUCCUAAAAUGUUUGGUAGAAUUCAGCAGUGAAGCCAUGAGAUCAUGGACUUUCCUUUGAUGGGUGACUUUUUAUUACUGAUUAAAUCUUGUUACUCAGAAUUGGUCAGUUGAAGUUUUCUGUUUCUUCUAGGUUCAAUCCUGAUGGGUUGUAUGUGUCUAGGAAUUUAUUUUCUGUAGGUUUUCCAACUCUUUGGUUUGUAGUUGUUCAUAAUAGUCUCUGAUGACUCUGUAUUUUUGUGGUAUCAGUUGCAGUGUCAUUUUUGUAUGUGUUUGAUUUUAUUUGAGUCUUUUCUCUUGGUUAGUCUAAUGGUUUCUUUUCAAACAAUGAACUUUUCAUUUUGUUGAUCCUUUGAAUUUUUUUUUAAGUCUCAGUUUUAUUUAGUACUGUUCUGAUCUUUGUUAAUUCUUUCCUUGUAAUUUUGGGUCUGAUUUGUUCUUUUCUAGUUCCUUGAGAAGCAUUGUUAGAUUUUUAUUUUUCUUUCUUUUUUUUUUUUUUUUUUUUUUUUUUUUAAGAGACGGAGUCUUACUGUGUUAUCUAGGCUGGAGUGUAAUGGUACAAUCAACUCCUGGGCUCAAGUGAUCCUCACACCUCAGUUUUGAAUUCUUGGGCUCAAGCAGUUCUCCCACCUCUGCCUCCAGAAUAGCUAGGACUACUGGUACGCAGUAUCAUGACCAGCUAAUCUUUUUUUUUUUUUUUUUUUUUUUUUUUUUAGAGAUAGGGUCUUGCUAUAUGACCCAGGCUGGUCUUGACCCAGCAUCAAGUCAUCCUCCUGCCUUGGCUUCCCAAAGCACUGAGAUUACAGGUGUGAGCCACCAUGCCCAGCCAGAUCUUUCUUGUUUUUGAUGUAGGUGUUUGUUGCUAAAUACUUUCCUCUUAAAACUGCUCUUGAGGCCGGGCGCGGUGGCUCACGCUUGUAAUCCCAGCACUUUGGGAGGCCGAGGCAGGCGGAUCACGAGGUCAGGUGAUCGAGACCACGGUGAAACCCCGUCUCUACUAAAAAUACAAAAAAAAUUAGCCGAGCGCGGUGGCGGGCGCCUGUAGUCCCAGCUACUCGGAGAGGCUGAGGCAGGAGAAUGGCGUGAACCCAGGAGGCGGAGCUUGCAGUGAGCCGAGAUUGCGCCACUGCACUCCAGCCUGGGCGACAGAGCGAGACUCCGUCUCAAAAAAAAAAAAAAAAAAAAAAAACUGCUCUUGCUACAUCCCAUACAUUUUUAUAUGUUGUGUUUCUGUUUUCACUCAUUUUAAGACAUUAAAAAUUUUUUUCUUAUUUUCUUCACUACCCAUUGUUCAUUCAGAAUCCUGUUAUUUAAUUUCCGUUUAUUUGUGCUGUUUUAAAAGUUCCUUUUGUUAUUGAUUUCUAGGUUUAUUUCAUUGUGGUCAGAAAGGUACUUGAUGUGAUUUUAAUUUUUGUGAUUUGUUUUGUGGUUUAACAUGUGGCCUCUCCUUGAAAAUAUUGCAUGUGCUUAUGAAAAAAAUAUGUAUUCUGUAGCUGUUGGAUGAAAAGAUCUGUCAGUGUCUUUUAAGUCCAUUUGGACUAAAGUCAGUUUAAACUUGGUGUUUCUUUGUUGAUUUUCUAUGUAUAUGAUCUGUCCAUUGCUGAAAGUAGGGUGUUGAAGUCCACAAGUAUUAUUGUAUUAUUGUAUUGUCUUCCCCUUUAGAUCUAAUAAUAUUUGCCUUACAUAUCUGGGUGCUCUGAUAUUGGGUGCAUAUAUAUUUACAAUUUUUGUAUCCUCUUCCUGAUUUCAUCCCUACUGUGUUUGAUACAAAGUCUCUUAUCGUAAGUAUAGCUACUCCUUAUAUAGUCAUGAUUGUGGUAAAAAAAAAAAAAAAAAAAGAAAAAAAUGUAUAGCUACUCCUGCUUGCUUUUGGUUUCCAUUUGCAUGGAAUAUAUUCUAUUCCCUCGCUUUCAGUCUGUCUUUUUUUUUUUUUUUUUUUUUUCAGACAUAGUCUCGCUCUGUCACCCAAGCUGGAGUGCAGUGGUGCUAUCUUGGUUCACUGCAACCUCUGCCUCCUGGGUUUGAAGCAUUUCUCCUGCCUCAGCCUCCCGAGUAGCUGGGACUACAGGUGUGCGCCACCACACCCGGCUAAUUUUUGUAUUUUUAGUAGAGAUGGGGUUUCACUAUGUUGGCCAGGCUGGUCUCGAACUGAGCUCAGGUGAUCCACCCGCCUCAGCCUCCCAAAGUGCUGGGAUUACAGGUGUGAGCCACUGUGCCUGGCCAUAUUUGUGUCUUGAGAGGUGAAGUGAGUUUCUUGUAGGUAGCAUAUAGUUGGGUCAUUUAAAAAACCCAUUUAGUAUAUAUCUUUUAAGGUAGGAAUUUAAUCUGUUUACCUCAAGGUUAUUAUUUUUAAGUGAAGACUCCUUUCAUUUUGUGGUUUUCAGAAUGUUUUGUAUAUCCUUUGUUCUUCAUCUCUUAUUUUUUAUCAUUGUAUUUUGGUGGUUUUCUGUAGUGAUAAGAUUUGAUUUUUUUUCUCUUUUUUCUUUGCCUAUCUGCUCUACCAGUGAGUCUUAUACUUUUAUGUGGUUACAUAAUGGUGAUUAUUGUCUUCUUAUUUCCAGAUACAGCAUUCCCUUGAUCAUUUCUUGAAAGGCUGGUGUAGUGGUGAUAAAUUCCCUUAAUUUUUGCUUGCCUGAGACACACUUUAUUUCUACCUAAUUUCUCUCUUUCUUUUUUUUUUUUUUUAAAUAGAGUCUUGCUCUAUUGCCCAUGCUGGAGUGCAAUGGCAUGAUCUUGACUCACUGCAACCUCCACCUCCCAGGUUCAAGCAAUUCUCCUGUCUCAGCCUCUGGAGCAGCUGGGAUUACAGGCACAUGCCACCAUACCUGGUUAAUUUUUGUAUUUUUGUAGAGAUGGGGUUUCACCAUGUUGGCCAGGCUGGUCUUGAACUCCUGACCUCAAGUAAUUCACCUGCCUCAGCAUCCUAAAAUACUGGGAUUAUAGGCAUGAGCCACUCUGCCUGGCUAUUUCUACCUAAUUUCUGAUGGAUUGUUUUGCUGUGUGUAGUAUUUUUCACUGAUAUUUUUUCUUUUCUUUCAGAAUUUUGGAUAUAUCAUCCCAUUUUUUCCUGGCCUGUGAGGUUUCUGCUGUUAGUCUAAUGAAGAUUCCCUUAUAUAUGACUUGAUGCUUUUCUAGUGGUACUUUUAGAUUUUUCUCUUUGUCUUUGACUUUUGUCGGUUCAAAUAUAAUGUGCCUUGGAGGUGACCUUUUUGGGGAUCUUUGAGCUUCCUGGAUCUGAAUGUCCAUAGCUCUUCCAAGACUUGGGAGGUUUUUAGCUAUUAUUUCAUUGUCUUUUUCAUUUUUUUUAUGUUUUAUUUUUAAUCUUGCUAUGAUCUCCUUAGCAGCUGUAAUUUCAUUAAAUAUGUUUUUUAUUUUUAUUUUUAUUUUUUUUGAGACAGAGUCUCGCACUGUUGCCCGGGCUGGAGUGCAAUGAUGCAAUCUUGGCUUACUGCACCCUCCACCUCCUGGGUUCAUGUGAUUCUCCUGCCUCAGCCUCCCAAAUAGCUGGGAUUACAGGUGCACACCACCAUACCCAGCUAAUUUUUUGUAUUUUUAGUAGAGAGGGGUUUCGCCAUGUUGGCCAGAAUGGUUUUGAACUCCUCACCUCAUGAUCCACCCGCCUUGGCCUCCCAAAGUGCUGGGAUUACAGGCGUGAGCUACCACGCCUGGCCUGUUUUAUUUAAAAAUUUUAUUAAAUAUAUAUUUUUUUCUUUUUUCUUUGAGAUGGAAUUUUCACUCUACUUGCCCAGGAUGGAGUGCAACGGUGCGAUCUUGGCUCACUGCAACUUCUGCCUCUCGGGUUCAGGUGAUUCUCCUGCCUCAGCCUCCCAAGUGGCUGGGAUUACAGGCACCCACCACCAUGCCCGGCUAAUUUUUUGUAUUUUUGGUAGAGACGGGGUGUCGCCAUGUUGCCCAGGCUGGUCUCAAAUUCCUGACCUCAGGUGAUCCACCUGCCCCAGCCUCCCAAAGUGCUAGGAUUACAGGUGUGAGCCACCGCACCCGGCCUAUUAAAUAUAUUUUCUAUGCCUUUUGUCAUCUCUUUGCCUUCUGGAACUCUGAUAAUAUGAAAUUUUUUUCCCUUGAUGUUAUCUAAUAAGUCUUGUAGGCUUUCUUUACUCCUUGUCAUUCUUAUUUAUUCUUCUCUGACUGGGUAAUUCCAAACAAACUCUCUUCUUUCGCUUGAGUAAGUCUGCUAUUGAUGCUUUCUAUUGUACCUUAUAUUUUAUACAUUAAAUUCUUCAGCUGCAGGAUUCCUGUUUGGUGAUUUUAAAAUACUUCUUAAAUUUCUCAUUCAUGUUAUGAAUUGUUUUUCUGAUUUUAUUGAAUUAUCUUUCUGUAUUAUCUUGUAUCCUAUUGAGGGUUUUUUGUUUGUUUUUGAGACAGAGUGUCACUCUGUCACCUAGGCUGGAGUGCAGUGGCAUGAUCUUGGCUCACAACAAUCUUCGCCUUCCAGGUUCAAGUGAUUCUCCUGCCUCAGCCUCCCAAGUAGCUGGGACUACAGGUGUGCACCACCACACCCAGUUAAUUUUUGUAUUUUUAGUAGAGACAGGGUUUCACCAUGUUGGCCAGGCCGGUCUUGAACUCCUGACCUCAAGUGACUCGCCCACCUUGGUCUCCUAAAGUGCUGGGAUUACAAGUGUGAGCCACUGCACCCGGCCUUACUGAGUUUUUAAAAGAUCAUUAUUUUGAAUUACUUUUUUAGUAAUUGGCAGAUUUCCUUCUAGUUUGUUACUGGAGAGUUAUUGUGUUCCUUUCGUGGUGACACAUUUCCUUGCUUUUUCAUGUUUCUUUUGUCCCUGCAUUGAUGUCUGUGCAUCUGGUGGAACAAUGGCGUCUUCCCAUUUUUCUGCAGUCACUUUCAUAGAGGCUUUCACCUGCACUUGGUCCUUAGUGUGCUAGUUGAGAAGGGUGUAGUAACUCUGUUUCCAGAUAAGUGAAAUGGUAUAGUCUUUGUUCAGCUUUAUCAACAGUAUUUAAUGUUGGCAGUAACUUUGUUUUCCUCAGUGGCCUAGGUUGUAAAAGUUUGUAGCAGUGGUGGCAUAGGUUGUUAAUGGCAAGGGCUUUUUUGGAGUCCUCCUAUUUUCAUUUGCCCCACAAUGAAGUUACUUAGCCAUGAAGAUACUUCUUGCUGUCAAGUAUGAUAUGGCCUAUAGGCAGGUACAGUGGCUCUGGGUUCCAGAUGCAGGUGCUCAGGGCAGCUGUGGGUCUGGGGUUCUAGGCUCAGCAUCUGAUGAACCUAUUGUGGCACCUGGGUUUUGAGCUAUAGAUUUGCUCCAUGUGGUAGAAUUGGAGGUAGGUUUACCACAGAGCCAAGAUCUGUGACUGAUGUACCCCCUAGCAGCUUGGGCCCAAAGGGCCAGGUUGUAGCUUUAAUUUUGUUUCUGGGCGGCCGGGCACAGCACAGGCCCCAACUCUAGGGAAGAAGUGGUGCUUUGGAGUAUUGGGCCAAGGAAACAGAAUACAGCUCAGUUUGGUAACCUGAACCAUUCAGGCUCAUUGGCAACUCGGGUUUCUGGCAUAGCACAGUUUUUGCUUGGUCCUUGGGCAAUAGGGAGCAGCCCAGUGAUGACUCAGCUCCCCAGGGAGAGAGCUGUCUCAGCAGCUCAUACUUCAGGGUGUUAGUCCAGCCCCCUGGCAGCUGGUUAUCCAGCUAGCUCCCUAAAGUGAGUACUAGAGUUGUUUGGCCUGUAGUGUGGGGUGUCUCAUCUCAUGCCCUGCUUUGUUUCCCUGGAAUGUGAAGUCCCAUGCCAGCUCAGCCCAGUAUUGCAUAGCUACUCAGUUCAGGCAAGGCACUGCAUCCCCAGGGGGUAAUGUGCCUCGGCAGCUCAGGUCUGGGGUGUGUGACCUUAGGUUGGCCCAGGCACCAUUUUCCUGGGAUGCAGGAAGCUGCUUCAGAUGAGGUACUGGACUGUGUGUCUGCUUGGGAUGGCCAAGACACUGUUACCUGGUAGGCAGGGUGCUGCUUAAACUUAGUCACUGGGGAGGCAUGACUGCUCUCGAUGGCCAAAGUACUGUUUUCCCAGGAGAAAAGGUACUGCUUCAGCUCAGGUACAGAGGGGUGUGACUGCUCUGGAUGGUUAAUGCACUGUUUUCCCAGGAUGCCUGGCAUUGCUUCAGCUCUGGCCUAGAGGGGCAGGAUGCAGCAGCAACUGGGAGGGGUAGGGGGAGGAGCUUCGCCAAGGCAUCCUUUCCUCAGGAGGCAGUGUGCAGCUUCAGCUCAGGUCCCUGGAAGCAGGGCAGUUUUGGGAGAAGUAGACUGAGAGAGGUAGAUGGUGAGAGGUGGAUGUUGCAGAUCUGCCAAAGCAUUGUUUUCCCAGGAGGGAGUGCACAGCUUCAGCUCUAGUCUAAGGUGACAGGACACAGCCUAGCAUAGAGACUUGAGGGGUAGGUGGUGCAGCUCUCCCACUGCAUGGCCCUACAUGGGAAGGUGGAAAAGCUGCUGGUAGAUCUUGGGCCACCAGGUGGGGGGUGGUUGGUGAUGGCUUUUCCUCAGGGAUGAAGGGGUGCCAUGGAACCAGACAGAACUCCAGCAGUUCCAAGAUAACAGCACAGUAGCUGUAUGGGCCACAGUGGGCAGGACAGUGUCAGCUCCUUCCUCAGGAGCACAGCUGUGUGGACUCCAGGCGGGUCCCUCAGCUAAGCUUAGUGCCUGUGAGGGCUGUAGGGGACCCCAGUGGUGAGGACUGUAGGUGUCCAAGGUGGUGAUGGACACUGCUAGUAUGCUGUUGCUCACUUUUUCCACAUACGGAGAAAUUCCUUCUGGUUUUCAGCUGAUCUUGGCUGGGGGAUGGGGUUGUGGAGGCCAGGUGUUCCAUUCUGUACUUGGCUAUCCUGAGUUUCUAUGCUCACCAGAGUUUUUGUUAUUACUUUGACAUAUUCUGGUGCUUUCCUUUAGUUAUUUGCAUUAAAAUGUAGUUGCUUAUUUAUUUUGGCUCUGUGGGGGUGGGGAGGAGAACAGCAUUUACGGACUGCUAAUCUGCCUUCUUGCUGAAGUCACUCUCUUGCUACAGAUACUUGGUUAGAAACAUUUUCAUUUGUAUUCUAUAAAUAACUAGGAGUAGAAUUGCUGUGUCAUAUGAUAUGUGUAUAUUUACCUGUAUAGGAAACUGCCAAGUUGUUUUCCAAAAUGGCUAUACCAUUUUGAUUUCUCACCAGUAUUUUGUGGGCGCUCCAGUCCUGCAUCUUUUUGAGCACUUGGUUUUGUUACACUUUAAGUUUUUCAAUUUAACAGAUGUGUAGAGGUGUCUCAUUGUGGAUUUAAAUUUCACUGCUGAAAUGACUACUGAUAUUGAGCAUUUUUUCAUAUGUUCAUAGUUCAUAUAUCUUUAGUUAUCUGUCCAAAUUUUUUUUUUUUUUUCCUUGAGAAGGAGUUUCGUUCUUGUUGCCCAGGCUGGAGUGCAAUGGCGAGAUCUCAGCUCACCACAACCUCCGUCUCCCAGGUUCAAGCAGUUCUCCUGCCUCAGCCUCCCAAAUAGCUGGGAUUACAGGCCCCCACCACCACGCCCAGCUAAUUUUUUGUAUUUUUUGUAGAGAUGGGGUUUCAACAUGUUGGCCAGGCUGGUCUUGAACUCCUGACCUCAGGUGAUCCGCCCACCUCAGCCUCCCAAAGUGCUGGGAUUACAGGCGUGAGCCACUGCACCAGACCCUAUCUGUCCAAAUCUUUUGUCCCAUUUUAAAUUGUUAUUUCUUCUUAACAUUGAAUUUUAAGAAUUCACUGUAUCUUUUAAUAUUCUGAAUGCUAGUUAUUUGUCAGAUAUAUGUUUUGCAAACCAUUUAUCUGUAUUUGGUUUCUUUUUGUUAUCUUAGCAGUAUAUCCUGAAGAGUAGUGUUAAAUUUUGAUGUAAUCCAAAAUAUUUCAGUUGUUUGUGUUCUUUGUUAUCCUAUUUUUGCUGUUGUUGUUUUAUAGAUAUGGGGGUCUCACUAUGUUGCCCAGGCUGGUUUUGAUCUCCUGAACUCAAGUGAUCCUCCCACCUCGGCCUCCCAUCCUUGUCUACCUAAUUAGGCUUUGUGUAACAGUGUUGCAAAGCUUUGCCAUCUCUUUGAGUUAAUGUUUAUAUAUGUUGUUACUUAAGGGUUUCACAUUAAAUUUAAACAUACUUAUAUUUUAUAACCAAACAAGUCGUGUUGGGGCAUACUCAUUAGGAUUGAGUGCUUUCUUACACCAGAAUACAUGUAUACAAAGAUUUAAAACACUUUUGGCCGGGCGCGGUAAUCCCAGUACUUUGGGAGGCCAAGGCGGGUGGAUCACAAGGUCAGGAGAUCAAGACCAUCCUGGCUAACACGGUGAAACCCCGUCGCUACUAAAAAAUACAAAAAAUUAGCCAGGCGUGGUGGCAGGCGCCUGUAGUCCCAGCUACUCGGGAGGCUGAGGCAGGAGAAUGGCGUGAACCUGGGAGGCAGAGUUUGCAGUGAGCCGAGAUCACGCCACUGCAAUUCAGCCUGAGCAACAGAGCGAAGACUACGUCUCAAGAAAAAAAAAAAAAAACUUUUAUAAUAACAACUGUAAAUAGUUCAAUUGACAGUCAUUUGUAAGAUGUUUAAGUAAAUUGUGAAACAGUAAGUAAAUGGAAGAAAACACACUGAUUACAACUGCUGCAUUUAUCCACCCAGAUGGAUGAAUUUCCCAGGAAAGAAUACUUGAGUUCAGGCCUGUUCCAGUCCCAACCUGUUUGUGGUUUGAGGUUGCUCUCUGCCUCAUAGAGCAAAGUGGAGAGUUUAUCUUCUGGGAAGACAAAGUUUUCUUCUUCUCUGAAAAAGUUUCCUACAUAGUUGGCUUUGGCAUUUGCGAGGAAUGAAAGGUCUGGGAUUGAGGCCUCAUGAGUCUGGAUUUCUAGCUGAGGUUGAGAGAAAAGGUAGUGAUUGUAACCAGAAAAUCCAGAGUGGGUGUAGUUACCUCCAGAACUCAUCACUUAAAAAAAAAAUUUUUUUUGAACUGACAUGCUUGAGGCUUUUUUUUUUUUUGAGAUGGGGUCUUGCUCUAUCCCCCAGGCUAGAGUGCAGUGGUGCAAUCGUAGCUCACUGUAGCCUUGUCCUCUUGGCCUAAGCAAUCCUCCUGCCUCAGCCUCCCUGGUAGCUGAGACCACAGGCACAUGCCACGGUGGUUGGCUAAUUUUUACAUUUUUUUGUAGAGACAAGGUCUCCCUACGUUCCCCAGCCUAGUCUUGAACUCCUGGGCUCAAGUGAUCCUCCUGCCUCAGCCUUCCAAAGUGUUGGAUUACAGGCGUGAGCCACUGUGCCUGGCCAGAGCUCAUCACUGUUAGCCUGGGUUUUUCACAGCAGUCAUGGAAAUAGAUUCAUUAAUAAUAAUAACAAAUAUAUAGUCUCCCUCUCAAAGAAACCUUGAGUGGCAGUGACAUACCAGAUACACAGUAGGAAAUACUGUAGAAUUAUGUUGUUAUGUUCAUAACCAAACAUACAUGAUGAUAAAAGACAAAAUAAUGGUCACAUGUAUGCAGUAUUAACUGAGGGCAAAUUUCUGCCUGAGAAGCUAUUGGGAAUGUUCUCUCUCUGCAUUACUAGGAAUUACAUGGGAAACACAUGUAGACAGUCUUCAGGCUAUUAAGAUUUGUCCACUUAAUCUUUACUUAUACAUGGAUAAAAAAUGGGAAACAUGAUAAAUGUAAUAAACUAAUACACUCAACCCUGCCCCUUGAUUAUAUAAUAGAACAAAAUCAGCAUGCCCGGCACAAGCCUGCCAGAUUGCCGAUUCCAUCCUCCACUUCAGAGGAUGCCGCCAUCCAGAAUUUUGCCUUACUCAUUUUACUUUCUUCAUAGUUCGGCACCUUAAAUGUAUAUUACUAAUAGUAGCUUUACAUUUUUGGCUGAUUUAAAAAUUGAUAUGAAUGAAAUAAUGCUGUAGAGAUGCUUUUUUGUAUUAAUUGGAUAUACUGUUAUUCUUAAAGAUGUUUGAAAUGAAUAUACCUUUCUAAUUAUCUUUUUAAAAUAAUACAUUAAAUGAUACUGCUUUAGAAUUCAUGAACUGCAUCUCAUGAGAAUAUGUAGAGAUGACAUUGUGGGCACGUAAAGUAAAACUUCAGGUUGAACAUCCUAUGAUAAUUUAAAAACAACAAAAUUGUGUGGUGAAUAAUAGAGCUUGAACACUUUAAGGCACCAUAGGGACCCCUUCAAUGUAAUGAUGACAAUGCUGAGGUGCAGAGAAGUCAGGUAAUUAGCCCAAGCCCCUACUCUAACGGCAGACCCUAUCUACUUUUCCUAAUUUGUCAGAAGACUGCCUAUUAUACUACUUAUAGAAAGUCCUAUGAAAUUGGUAUUGUCAUUAUUUUACAAAUAAGAUAUUCUUCAAUUUUCGUUUCCUCUGUGCAUGGGUUACUUAGUGUUUUGUAAUUUGAAUUUCAAGCAUAUUAAAAAAAAAUCAGGUAUCUAGGCUGGGCAUGGUGGCUCAAGCCUAUAAUCAACAUUUUGGGAGGCUGAGGCAAGAGGAUCACUUGAGGCCAGGAGUUUGAGGUAUCUUUUGUUGAUCUCUACACUGAUUGUAUUCUCUCUUUUAUUCUGUGAAAGUUAAAUAUUUUUUCUGAUACUACAUAUUGUCAGUUUUUUAAAUACUCAGUUUGUGCUAAAAGAAAACAUUGAGCAACUGAUAUCUGCUGUUCUGUAUGUAUCAGUCCAGAUUUGUCCAUUGUGGUGUGUGAGUCUAAUAGAACCUCACCAAUGUUAUACCUGCCUUCUUGAAAUCAUUACUGAGAUAGCUAAUACUAAAAUAUCCUGGUUUGCCUGUAUAUUUAAUUCUUUAUUCUCGUUAUACUAAAUUUUUUUUAAUGUAAUUUGAAUUGAUGGUAAAAAUUGUAUACAGGCCGGGCGCAGUGGCUCACUCCUAUAAUCCCAGCAUUUUGGAAGUCCUAUGCAGGAGGAUUGCCAGCGGCCAGGAAUUUGAGAUCAGCCUGGGCAACACAGUGAAACUCUCAUCUUUAUAAAAAGUAAUAUUAAAAUUUUAAAAAGUGUAUAAACUGUAAAGUUAUUUUACUGGUGUUUUCUUCCUUAUUCCUACUUGUCAGACGCAAAUACACAUUUUUGUGUCUGUGUUUAGUAAUUAUAAGUAUACAUUUUUCAUCUUCUAUUUCAUAUAUUUCUAUGACAUAUCUUAGAUGUGUAAUUUAUGAACUAUUACUGGAUUAUUUUAAUCCAUUAAAAAUUACUAUUCACGCAUUCUGUAUUCAAUUCAUGUGAUAACUAAUAUAUUUGGUUUUAAAUGCAUCUUAUUUUGUGGUUUUCUUCUAGGCUGUUUUUUGUGCUUUCUUUUAAAAAUAUAUAGAUUUUAAUAUUCUUAAUUUUCUUUUAGUUUGAAAUGUAUAUACUCAUUUUAUUCAUUAGUCUAAGAUAAGAAUUGUAACACUUCUCUAACCUGUUAUAGAAUUGUUAAUACCUUUACCCUUCUCUUGAACACAUCAAAGGAUGUCAUUGAGUGUUGGUAUUGGAGUAUAGCAUAUCUAUUAUUCUCCUCAAUUAGAAGAUAUUGUUCAUGUUGUAUAGAGAUAAUAAGUAAUUGUACUGAUCUGCAGAUGCAUCCAUCUCUUGGAUGCUCAUUCCUUCUACCACUGCAGACCUUUCACCUGUAAUCACUUUCCUUUGGCCUUAAGGAUAACUUUUAGGGUUACUUUUCUACUAAAUUUCCAAUUUUUGACCAGAUAUAAUCUUAUUUUGUGCUGUUCCUGAAAAAUACUAUUGUUGUGGAUAGAAAUCUGGGUUGGUAGUUAUUUCUUCAGCAAUUUGACCAUGUCAUUCCACUGUGUCCCUGGCCUCCUGUAUACUGGAUGUGAAUGAAUACAAUUAUAUAUUGUGUUUAUAGUUUUCCUGUGCUAUAGGAACAGUAUUCGAAUCUGAUGUAAAGGACAACACACCCUAGAGAUUGUAACAGUGAGAUGAACCCAGUGAUUGGAUGGGGUUUUGAGUUGCUGGAAUAAUGGAGUUACAGUAUACAAUGCAUAAGCGACAUAAUAAAUUAUAUAUCUGGUGAACAAA